AUGGAUGAAUCUGAUGUUUACCCGAAGGACCCAUUCACCCCUCCACCCCGUCGCACCUCCUCCGCCGCCGGAGGCGGCGGCCCUUCCACUACCGGUGUCCACGUCACCGCCCUCGACGGCCUCGUGAACGUGAACUCCCUCUUCACCAUCGCUGUCUUCGUCGGCCUCUCCCUCACCACUCCCGGCCAGCACAGCCUCGAGAACUCCUCCGCCUGCGAUGCCGGCCUUGACGUGGCCCGGAAGCUUCUCGUCUUCGAGGUCGUUUCCUUCAGCUUCUUCCUCUUCUCCUCCCUCGUGGCACAGGGCCUCAAGCUCGCCAUCAACCUGCUCAACAGCAAGGACGUGGACGAGGUAUUCCGGGCCCACAUCAACCUCCGUGUGCUGAGGCUCGGGAUGUUGGCCUCCGCAGUGGGGUCCGUCAUGGGCUGCCUGUUCCUCAUGUUGUCCAUGGUGAAUGUGAUCGAGAUCAGGCUCGGGAUGCUGUCUUGCGGCAGCCGGUCCACGGCUCACGCGGUCACGGCCCUAAUUGUUCUGGUGACCUCUGCCCUCUUGGUUUAUAUUUCGACUGCUGUGUAUGCUUUUCUGCAUUGA
Messenger RNA from Striga hermonthica, 591 nucleotides. The record is from the annotation of a GenBank genome assembly. NCBI's taxonomy places the organism in Eukaryota, Viridiplantae, Streptophyta, Magnoliopsida, Lamiales, Orobanchaceae.